UCCACCAAUCACGUUGUGCAAAGCGUACUAAGCUGACGUCAGCCCCGGUACCGAUGAACCACCGGUAGCUCAGAGAAGAUUCUAGUGCUCUCUAUCGUUUCUGGCGUUGUCCGCGAAUCCACCCUUCCUUUACCUGUGCCAGAAUCAUGCCUUUCGAUGUUAGGAGGUUCGACAUCUACAGGAAAGUGCCCAAAGAUCUCACCCAGCCCACGUACACAGGCGCUUUCAUUUCCAUCCUGUGCUGCGUCGUCAUACUCUUCCUCUUCCUCUCGGAGCUGACAGGAUUCAUAGCCACUGAAAUUGUAAAUGAACUGUAUGUGGAUGAUCCCGAUAAAGACAGUGGUGGGAAGAUAGAAGUGAGUUUAAACAUCAGUUUGCCAAACUUACACUGUGAUUUGGUGGGUUUGGACAUCCAAGAUGAGAUGGGGCGCCAUGAAGUCGGCCACAUUGACAACUCCAUGAAGGUUGCACUCAACCACGGAGCCGGUUGCCGCUUCGAAGGGGAGUUCGCCAUCAACAAAGUGCCAGGAAACUUCCACGUGUCCACACACAGUGCCACGGCCCAGCCCCAAAGUCCCGACAUGACUCACACGAUCCACAAGCUGGCAUUUGGAGAGAAGCUUCAGGUGCAAAAAGUCCAAGGCGCCUUCAAUGCUUUAGGAGGAGCGGAUAAACUGGCAUCGAAUCCUCUGGCCUCACAUGACUACAUCCUGAAGAUCGUGCCAACAGUUUAUGAAGAUCUGUCGGGCAAACAGAGGUUCUCCUACCAGUACACGGUGGCCAACAAGGAAUAUGUUGCGUACAGCCACACGGGCAGGAUCAUCCCGGCCAUCUGGUUCCGAUACGACCUCAGUCCAAUCACAGUCAAGUACACAGAGAGGAGGCAGCCCCUUUACCGCUUCAUCACCAGUAUCUGUGCCAUCGUUGGAGGGACGUUUACAGUGGCGGGCAUCAUUGAUUCCUGCAUCUUUACCGCAUCAGAGGCCUGGAAGAAGAUCCAGAUUGGAAAAAUCUCUUAGGACCCAACCUCAAACGCCCCCCCCCCCACCCACCCUCACGCUAUUAUUUAUAUGUACAAAAUAGCCUGUUAGCUCAAUCCAAUCCUGCUCGUAGCGAAUGUACCCUGGUGCUGAGUGAAGGUGCUUAAAGCACCUAAUCUAACGUUCAGGCUAGUGGCUCUCAUCUCGGUUAGCGACGCUGCCCUCGGGCUCGGUCUCCUCUGGUGAAGUGUGGCUCAUGCAGACUAUUACAUGUCCGCCUCCUCUGGCCAACUUUAGAAUGAGUCGGGCGUCAGCCUAAGUGAGCUACAGAUAUAGACUUUUUUUUUUAUAACAUGAAAUUUAAAUGUAAAAUGUGAUUGUGCUUUUCGAGUUUCCACAAGCAUCCCAUGUUUUGAUUCGUGCCAUCCACAAGAAGCAGUUCUGUGUUUACCUGCAAUUACAAGCAAUUGGAAAUUUGCAAUUAUACUCCUGCCCAAACUAAGAAAAAAAAUUCAGUGACUUGGCAAGUUUUUCAGCAACUUCUAAGAAUAAGUUCCACUGCCAAAAAUGAGUGGGUUGGUAAAUUUCACAAAUGGAAAACUGCAUUUCACAGUCAAUUUCACAGUAUUUACACAUUUUCACUUGACAUACCAAUGCCCUUUUUGGAUGCUUUUACCAGUUCAUGACUGCCAUCCAACAUUUUUUUCCCCCUUUUUAUUUCAAACCAGUUUUGGUAACUUGUUGUCUAUAAUGUUAUGCUGUAUUUUUAGUUUUAGUUUAAAAAGAAAAAAAAACCAAGAACAAUUAAAGAAUAAUAUUAAGGACUAUGAAAUUCUUUUUUUUCUCGUUAAACCUCAACAGUUUUACAAGUAUGAAGUCAUAUCUUUCAAGAACUUGCAAUGUUUCAAAUAAAAAAAUCCUAACCUAUGAGUAUAAAGUUUCAAUAUUAGGAAAAACUCAAACAUAGGCUCUCUGAGAAUAAAGUCCUAAUAAAAUAAUGAUGGCGUGAUGAAGGGGACUGUUAAGAAAUGUGUGUGUUAAAACUUUCACAGAUAAUUAAAUAGUCAAUGUUUAGGUUUUAAACAUGUCUGUACAAAGGAAAAAACAAAAAUGACUUUGCUGAAGUGACCCUUUCCCCCUGCUUCCAUAAGGACAUGGAAAGUCUCCACAUCAAAAUAAAAGCUGUUGGGCUUUAAAUGGUUUGGGCUACCUGUUUAAAAAAACGACUUUUCCCCCCUUUUCUGUAUGAUUGUAAUGUUCAUUCAUAGAUUUGCAAGUGUUUCAAGUGAAAAACAAGUACUGUCCUGUCUGUUUCUUCCUAUUCAUUGACGGAACGCUUAUCUAACAAACAAAAAAAAGACUGAGGUCACCCAUUUCCCAUUUUGUAUCAGAUUCUUGUGUUUGAUAAAGGUGCCAAUGAAGUUACUGUCACACUUCAUUGAUUUUGAUGAAACGAGGUACUAUUUAUUGUUGCCUUUUUUUUUGGUCAACUCUGUAAUCUCUUUGAGAAAACAAAAUUUCAGGUCCCAUUCACAAUAUGGUACUUUUGUAGUCUGGAACACAGACUAGAUGUUUCAUUUCAUAAUAAAAGCUCAGAUGCCAAA
Molecule: messenger RNA, 2584 nt
Organism: Hippocampus zosterae (dwarf seahorse)
Lineage: Eukaryota; Metazoa; Chordata; Actinopteri; Syngnathiformes; Syngnathidae
Gene: ergic1
Product: endoplasmic reticulum-golgi intermediate compartment 1
Exons: 10
Coding region: 147-1019 (290 amino acids)
Biological process (GO): retrograde vesicle-mediated transport, Golgi to endoplasmic reticulum; endoplasmic reticulum to Golgi vesicle-mediated transport
Cellular component (GO): Golgi membrane; endoplasmic reticulum; COPII-coated ER to Golgi transport vesicle
Source: RefSeq, a predicted model, not a curated record